Protopterus annectens (West African lungfish) is the source of this 2226-nucleotide messenger RNA. RefSeq names its product pumilio RNA binding family member 3 (gene PUM3). The transcript is spliced from 18 exons. Bases 132 to 2042 code for a protein of 636 amino acids. Gene Ontology annotation, cellular component: nucleolus. Gene Ontology annotation, molecular function: mRNA binding. The record is from RefSeq and is a predicted model, not a curated record. Gene Ontology annotation, biological process: regulation of translation. Lineage: Eukaryota; Metazoa; Chordata; Ceratodontiformes; Protopteridae.
UACGCACCAAUCAGGACUAGGAAGCUCAACGGCGCAGUAUGAUUACGACACCAGCUACUGUUUUGGUUCGGUGGUAACAUUUAGUUUGAUGCCCAAGAAGGACCACGUGAGAUUACUUAGACAGAUGUACAAUGGAAGCUAAAGCUAAGAGGCAGCAGUUUGCUGGGAAGAGUAGCAAGAUGCAUCCUUCAGGAAAUCCAAAAACCCAAAAAACCUCCCACUUCUCUAAAAGGUUCAAAGUCAGUGGGGAAAGCAAGGAAGAAGGAAAGCCAUCAAAUCAAAAGUAUGAGAAAAAGAAGAAAAUGAGCAGAUUUGGAAAGGCAGGUACAAAAGAAUUCAGGGGAAAACAAGAUCCCGACUCAGGAUUUUCCAAAAGGAAAUUGCAUCACGGAAAAGAAGAUCCUGCAGCAAAAAAACCUAAAUGGGAAGAGAUCAAGAAGCAAAAGAAGGAACUAAAGCUCAACAGACAGCAGAACGACAAGAAGAGCAGCUAUGACAUAGUUAUCGCUGCCAAGCGUAUCUGGGAGACUGUAAGAAGAAAAGAUUGUGAUGAGGAGAAAAGAGCAAAACGUAUGAAUGAACUGGAGAUGCUCGUUGCUGGUAAAAUUAAAAAUAUUGCAUUUGCACAUGAUACAACCCGUGUUAUCCAGUGCUAUAUACAGUAUGGAAAUAACCAUCAGAGGCAAGAAGUUUUUGAUGAAUUAAAAGAACAUUUUGUUGAGCUGAGUAAAUCCAAAUAUGCCAGAAACAUUGUGAAGAAAUUUCUUAUGUAUGGCACUAAGCAGCAGGUGGCUGAAAUAAUCAAGUGUUUCAAAGGCCAAGUCAGAAAAAUGUUACGUCACUCUGAAGCCUCUGCCAUUGUGGAAUAUGCAUACAAUGAGAAAGCCAUUUUGGAGCAGAGAAAUUUCCUUACUGAGGAGCUGUAUGGGAAUACAUUCAUGGUUUGCAAGACAGUUAUGACUCCAACACUAGACAAAGUUCUGGAAGGUCAGCCUGACAAACAAGAAACUAUUUUAGAAGAAAUGAAACAGAUUCUCACUCCUAUGGCUCAGAAAGAAGCAGUUAUCAAACAUUCCCUGGUUCAUAAAGUGUUCUUGGACUUUUUCACACAUGCAACUCCCAAACUAAGAAUGGAAAUGAUUGAAGCAGUGAGGGAAUCGGUAGUUUAUAUGGCACAUACACAUGAUGGCGCACGGGUAGCUAUGCAUUGUCUGUGGCAUGGAACACCAAAGGACAGAAAAGUAAUUAUGAAAACUAUGAAGACGUAUGUUGAAAAAGUUGCUACAGGUGAGUUUUCUCAUUUGGUCCUUCUGGCUGCAUUUGACUGCAUCGAUGACACAAAACUGCUGAAACAGCUAAUCAUAUCUGAAAUUAUCAGUUCUUUAUCCAAUAUAAUCAACAAUAAAUAUGGAAAGAAGGUGAUACUGUAUUUAUUGAGUCCUAGGGAUCCUGCCCAUUUUGUUCCAGAAAUCAUCAGUGUCCUUAAACAAGGAGAUGGAAAUGCUCACAGUAAAAAGGACACCGAAAUCCGCCACCAUGAGCUGUUGGAAGCAAUUUCACCGCCCUUGCUUAAGUACUUGCAGGAACAUAGUCGUGAAAUUGUAAUGAAUAAAGCUACAUGCGUCUUAGUGACUGACAUCUUAGGAUCAGCUAUUGGAGACCUUCAGCCAGCGAUGGAUGCUGUCGUGGAGAUAGCAGCAGAGGAGUUUGUUCCAGGUGGCAAAGAUGGUGAAAUGCACAUAGCAGAACAUCCAGCCGGCCAUCUGGUUCUUAAAUGGUUAUUGGAACAGGAUGAAAAACUGAAAGAAGCUGGAAGGAAAGAGUGCUUUGCAGAAACAUUGGUAGAAGGUGUAGGCACUGAAAAAAUGAAAGCCUGGGCAAUGGUUAACCGUGGAGCUAUCAUUCUUUGCUGCCUUCUUCAGAAAGCGGAUCAGAAAGUAGCUGAGAAGGUCAAACAGGAACUUAAGAGCAUUGUUCCAAAAUUAAAGAAAAUUGAAAAUAUGAAAAGCAUAGAAGCUUUGCUGGAAAAAAUUGCCAUCUGAUUGACUGAGGACAACAAUCAUGCUUUCUUAUCCAGACUAAAAUCUCAUUUACAGAGUUUUAUGGUAUUUGUCAUGCAAUACUGGGUAUCACUGUGAUAUAGAGUCAAAUUUUGUUAAUGUUCCAAGAAUACAUUUUUAUUUAAUAUCUGUUCAAUAAAAAUGAAGAUAUUUUUCUGUUUUUGAA